This is a messenger RNA of Momordica charantia (bitter melon), 1099 nucleotides long. Its product is annotated as small ribosomal subunit protein uS3x. NCBI's taxonomy places the organism in Eukaryota, Viridiplantae, Streptophyta, Magnoliopsida, Cucurbitales, Cucurbitaceae. Gene Ontology annotation, biological process: translation. The record is from RefSeq and is a predicted model, not a curated record. Gene Ontology annotation, cellular component: nucleus; cytosolic small ribosomal subunit. Gene Ontology annotation, molecular function: structural constituent of ribosome; RNA binding.
UUCUGCCCGCGUGGUAGCUUUGAUCACAACCGUUCAAGAGAUCUGGUACAGUGUGAUGGGAGUGAUAAGCUUUCGACCGCUUCCACUUUUCUUCACAUCAAUUUUUUAGGGUUUCUGUGAAACUUGGAACCAAAUCAAAGAGAGCAGCUCUAGUGUACGACGGCCGUCAAUAAUGGUUACCCAAAUGAGCAAGAAACGAAAGUUUGUCGCCGAUGGAGUUUUUUUCGCUGAGCUCAACGAGGUGCUGACCAGAGAGCUAGCCGAGGACGGCUACUCCGGUGUCGAGGUUAGGGUUACGCCGAUGCGUACUGAGAUUAUAAUCAGGGCAACUAGGACACAAAAUGUUCUAGGUGAGAAGGGAAGAAGAAUCAGAGAAUUGACAUCUGUUGUUCAAAAGCGAUUUAAAUUCCCUGAGAAUAGUGUCGAACUCUAUGCUGAAAAGGUCAACAACAGAGGUCUAUGUGCUAUUGCUCAGGCUGAGUCCCUGCGUUACAAGCUUCUUGGAGGGCUUGCUGUCAGGAGAGCUUGCUAUGGUGUUCUUAGAUUUGUCAUGGAGAGCGGGGCGAAGGGAUGUGAGGUCGUUGUUAGUGGUAAGCUCAGGGCACAGCGUGCAAAGUCUAUGAAGUUCAAGGAUGGAUAUAUGAUAUCCUCCGGUCAGCCUUGCAAAGAUUAUAUUGACUCUGCCGUGAGGCAUGUCCUCUUGAGACAGGGUGUUCUUGGGAUCAAGGUCAAGAUCAUGCUUGACUGGGAUCCUAAGGGUAAGCAAGGACCGACCACUCCUUUGCCUGAUUUGGUUACCAUCCACACACCUAAGGAGGAGGAAGAAUAUAUCAAGCCAUCAGAUGCACCUCUACCACCAGCCACUGAGAUAGAUAUUACAGCCGAGUAAUGGUGUUUCUGUAUUUAUUUAUUUAUUUGUUUUUCCAUUCUCACUUGCUGGUCUUUCACUUUGCAGUGUAGGAGGGAAAUAGAGAUUAAUCAGAUAUUGAAUCCUUAGUUAAAUUUAUGGUAUUCGAGUUUAAUUCUUGCUAUAAUUAUUUGUUUUAUUACUCACGGUUUGGCCUGGUUUAAAUCAGGAGUGAAGAUGUUUUUUGGGACA